Molecule: messenger RNA, 26555 nt
Organism: Gallus gallus (chicken)
Lineage: Eukaryota; Metazoa; Chordata; Aves; Galliformes; Phasianidae
Gene: UTRN
Product: utrophin
Exons: 76
Coding region: 13986-24401 (3471 amino acids)
Biological process (GO): synaptic signaling
Cellular component (GO): plasma membrane
Molecular function (GO): zinc ion binding; protein binding
Source: RefSeq, a predicted model, not a curated record
GAGUCGGGACCGAUGGGAGCCCCCGGGCGGGGGGCUUAGCGGCGUCGGCAGUGGAGCCGCAGCGCGGCGGCAUGGCCCGCGUCGCCCCGCCCGAGGAGGGGGCCGCCGCGCCGCACGGGGAGUUCGGAGACAUCAUCAAGUCCCGCUCCGGACCAAGUGUCACAUGGGAUGUGGUGAUUGGCUUGCCUAUGGAUUGGAUGCAAUGCCUUUGGAAAUGAGAAAGCUGGCAUGAAACAAAUGAAGGGUCCUGGAAACCUUAACCUUUUUUACACAUCAGAUUUGCUCUUGUUCUUCAUCUCCUUCCAGUAUGAGGUUCAAGAAAUUCUGGGCUAUUACAUUCAUCCUUAAAGGAUUCAAGUUUAGGUGAUAAAAUCUAAUUUCAAGAUGAAGCCUGUGCUUGACAGUGAAGGCUUUUCUGAACUAAUACAAACGUGUUGAACAGGCCCAUGGAGGAGAUAGGAGCCAUUGCAAGUCAUACCACUGGAGCUGGCUAGGAAAAAGCAUGAGUAAUUCACACUGCAUAAUCUAUUUUCAUAGAAGUUUUGGUUUUAACAUGAUUUGGGCAAAAAAAAAAAAAAAGUGAAAUAAUGGAAUUUACUGCCAGCUGUUGCCUGGGAAGUCCUGGCGCAUCCAUUCCUCUGUAGCACUGCCCCUACUGCUGUCAGGGAAGGGGAACGUGAACCAUUGGCUGGGUGGUGAUGAUGAACUGUAUGUAAUACCCAAGUAGAAUCACUAACUGCUGAGAAAUGUUUUGCUGAUUUAUUUUCCACCCUGCUUCUCGCCACCUUUUGUUACAGAAUCUUAUUUUUGCCUUGUCUCUGGUUUUAAUUUGUGGUCACGUGCCCAUGUAAUAAAAAUACUUGAAAUUGUAAGCCUAUUUUGCUCCCUGGGGAAAGAAAAAAGGGGUGAAAGGAUAUGAAUUUUUGUGAUGGAAUGCAUGGCUGAAAGAUGCUAACAUACUGUAGUGGUCAUCUGAAUUAAUUUAUAUGGCCUGCAAUGGUGCAACCUGCUAGUGAAAGUGUUCUGCAUACCUUGUGUGGGAGGGAGAAGGGAAAUUGUGCAAUGUUAUGUCUUUGUUUCAUAUAGAUUGUCUUUUUUGUUAUUGCUUUGGGUUCUUAUGUCUACUAAACUGAUGCUUUUUUUCCCCCUUUGUAUAAAAAAUGCACACAAUUGUUUUUUUCCUUCUUAGGAUUGGAAGACAGAGGGCAGAAAAAGGAGUUUUGUUCCUUGAAAGAUAUUAUUUCUGCCUGGUAUUCCCACUUGUAUUAAGGCUCCUUUCAUGUUGUUCCAGCACUCUGAAAGGAUCUUAACUUGCUAUCCUAUUUGGAGCCUCUUGUGCUGCCAGAAAAAUGUAAAGAGGCUGUACACGUUUGGGGCUCAGCAAUCAUCUACAGCACAAUGAAGAGAAGGAAAUAACGCAGUCUUUGCUGCCCAGAAUUUAGCAGAACCAAAAGGUUAUCGGCUGACAGAGUAGGUGAAUUGUGAUUAUCACAACUUACGUUACUGCAAGUCUUUAAAAAGCAAUUGAAUUAAUUGUAUUUGAUCUUGGUGAGAAUCCAUGGCUGUUGUGAUAGAUUUUAAUCUGCGUCUGUUCUCUGGGAUGCAGUGUUGCAAGCGAAGAAAUAUAAUGUGUGUGAAUUGUGUGGGACUCUCCUCUAUAUCUGCUUCGUAUCUCUGUAUUAUUGCAUACUUACUGAAUAUAUCCUCUCUUUUUUUCUUUUAAAAUUCCUUUUCUAUACUCUUCUUGGAUGAAUAAAUGGAACUCUGCUGCAGUUUGGAAUCUGCAAGGUAUCACGAAAGCUUUUUUCAAAGUUUGUCAGAUUGUGAAAUCUAAUUUCAGUGAGAAUAUACAGUUUUCUCCUGCUAUAUAAGGUGGAUAUAGCUUAAAAGUGUUAUAAAACCUAUUUAUCUGACUGUUUUCCUACACAAUUAUUCAAUCAGUGCACAAAGCAAGAACAAAGAAUUUUUGUUUAAAUUACUGUUUCAAAUAAUGCGGCCAUAAGAAAAGGAAACAAGGUAAGUUUUUACUGCAUAAAAAAUUCCUUCUAUACAACAACCUUCAGACUUCUCUAACCCUCCUUGGUAGAAUUUAGAGACAAGAAUAGGGCUGAGAAGCCUGAGUGGGUCAGCCAGGUCACAUCUUUGAAAGUCAUCCAGCUCAUAACAAAUAAUCAUCUACUGUUUAUUUAAAUAAAUGUUACCUAUUGCCAUGCAAUCCCAGCGUGUGUUUAAAAGAAAAGUGCCAUUUUUUUUUCAAAGUAAGAGGAAGCAACUUUAAUUGCAUCUCUAUAAUAAAGGGUUGUGCAUUAAAUCAAGGUGUGUGGGUUUUCUCUGCUGAAAAUUAAACAAAAGCUGAUGCAGCGAUUGUAAUUUCUUUUUCACAAUAAGCAGAACUAGUUAAACAAGUCCUUUCAGCUUCAAGUCGUUUCUUAAAAUCCUCUUUCAAAUUUCCUUCUGUAAAAUAAACAACUGAAUUCAAUAUGAAUAACCACGUAUUUAAUUUUGAAAAAGAUAAUUUACUUUAAAUUCUUGAGUAAGUAAGAAUAUCGAUGCAAGAGUGACUCAUUUUUGGAAUGGCAGCUUCAAGGAACCUAUAUCUAAAAUGUACAGGUAGGUGAAAUAAUAGUAGAAAAUACCUCCUUGGCCCCAAGUUCUUUUGCUUUUUUUCUUCCUAAAAUGACAUUUGGCUCUUCAACAUGGAUGAAAAAUGUGGAAAAAAAACCGUCAUCUGAUCUUACAUUUUUCCUUUGUGCUUAAGCCAGAGUCCCAGACUCUGUGGUAGGAUAAAACAAGCCUGUCGGUUCCCAAACUUAUUUUAGCUUUGCUCUGCUGCCUGUGUAGUUCUUGACCCCGUGAUCAGCUGUGGAGGAUGCAGAUGGCUAUCUUUAGCUUCUUUGAGCUUCCCCGUUUAGCUGUGAUGUGAUCCUGUAAGCUCUCACAGUAGUCUUUUGGUAGUUUUGUCAGUGCUUAAGGGAUGCUUGGUGUACAGAGUGGUCACCUUCUCCUCUAUCCCUCUGCAAAUAUUCAUAUGGAAUUUCAUUCUGACAGGAAUUGUUCAGGUCUGCUUUUGAUUCAUUGUUGGGUAGAAGUCUGGAAGCAGUAGCUUACCCUGUUCCAAAUAGAGUUUUUAUAUGCUCCAUCUGAAAGGAAGAUUGGAUGUUCCUGCUGUACUCGAGAUAGCUAAAGAACUUGGCGUGAGAGUGCCCUGGGCUGGCCGAUGUGCUUUUUACUGGUUGUUUCCCCACCCGGUUUCAGUGGAACUUCUCUGAAUUCUCAGAAAAAUUCUUACAACCUGACUAUGCGUUUCCAUCCCAGGGAGGAGCGGUAGUGCAGUGAGCGAAGUGUGGAUGUGGCCGUGUAGCUGGAUAACCACACACACUGCCUUGGAGCGGUUACUCAUGAAUAUAUUUGAAUAUUUAUACGGUGGAUUAACACCGUGGUGUCACAGAGCUUUGGCAGAAGAUUUUUUUUCAGGAUCUUGCAGGCUGCUCUAUGCAAAGUUUGUGGUUUCUUUGCAAAAGCUUAUAUUCAAAAAACAAACAUCAAAAACAGGCACAUACAAAAUUUGCUGAAUAAGCGUGCCUAGAGUUGAAUCUGGCAAUGUUUGAUUCUGUAAAUGCAUCUUGUGUUAUGGAUUGUCAUUUAUUCUGUCAGAUCUUCAGUUUCUAAACUGCUUACGCAGAGGAAAAGCUUCGUACCUUCUCCAGUGGAUAUCUACAUUUCACUGAAAUUCAAGUAGUCACAUUGUAGACUCUCUUUGAAAUAAAAAGCAUUCAUUAAAGGUUUCUAUAAAUUGCCACUUGGUUUCAGCGGUGAUAUAUCUCCUGUGGUCUGUUCUGUGUUGUCUGUGAUAUUAAUGUGCUGGAGAAGGGAAGAUUCUCUCUUUCCAAUUCAAGUGAAAUUCUUCAUUUCGUGGAGACAUCUGAGGAGUGCUCACUUCCUUUCCUUAAUUUUUUCAAGCUGACUUUCUUCUUCGAAUGGCCUUGUUCUCCUGUGGCAUCCUGCCCAGACUGAGGGGAGCCUGCACAAGGGGUGAGGGGAAGCUCACUUCCAAGAAUGAAGCUUGGCAAAUCUAGAAGAGCAAUGGAGAUGUAACAGUCAGGAGAACGGAGCUGGCCAUAGGAAAAAAAAAAGUGCAGAUCACACUUCACCGGUUGAGGCUGUAUGUAAUGUGAGCACGGACUCCUUGGCAUGCAAUUGAGGGAGAAGUUAUCCAUGCGGAUCUUUUCAGGUGGGAAGGCUGGGCUAAGGUCAGCCAACUAUAGGCAGUUAAAAUUCAGGACGGAAGGAUAGGAUGUUGUACCCACUGCCAGUCUUUUCUUCAUUAACCAGACCUAUGCAAAUGAAACCUGAUCUGUUUAAAAUUUAACCCCGAGUGAUGACUUCUCUGUGAGCCUUCUAGUUUGCAAGGAUCAGUGUUGAUGCAUAAAAAUAGAGAGUAGGCGAACGUGCUCAAAAAGUGUCUGAAAACUCUUCCAGCUGAGGAGAAAAGAAACUGGGUAAAAUAAAAGCACUUUCUACACCUAAUUAUAUUACAUUUAGUAUGCAGUUGUGUCCAGCAGGUACUGGAUGGACAAUACAACUGCCAGAUAUGAACUGUGUGCUUGUCUGUUUAAAACACCUAUUAAUGAGUUUGGAUCCACUUACUCAUUUUAGGAACCCUCUCAUUUUCCUAACAGUUAAACCUGAUCUAGAUACUGAAUUUUAAUAUGGAUAGGUUUGUUUGUUCGUUUGUCCUUUCAUCCUACUCUGUCCCUUUUCCCCCUUUUUAAUUGAUCAGCAGAAAUAACUGUGAGAAGAUAGCACUGAAGCAACUGGAACUUUUCCAUGUGUAGUUUUCCUGAAUUUGGUUCCUAGUUGGUGGAACUUCUUAGUCUACUAAAUUGCUUUUAAAAACCUUCUAAUUUCGGUUGGAUGCAAUCUGUCAGUAUAUUUGGCUGCUGGCGAUAGUUUGCUUCUUAUUAAUCUGACUGCAGGUCUUUGGUUCCUUAAAGGGAAUGACCCAGUGUGAAUGAUCCUACUUUUAUAGGAUAAAACUUUUCUUGACUGUCUUCAACCUAUGCAGUGCUUUAAUGUCAGAGCCUCCUUAUCAAGAUGAUCUUUUUAUGAUGGUAAGAAAGACUGUACUUUAGAAUGCACAUGCAGCUGAAAUUUGAAGUGCUGUAGACCUCUUUAUGCUAUCAUAGUUUGGGAACACUGCCACAACACUUGUUGAUUUUCAAGGACCUGUUUUCUUUGCAAAUGAGGCCUGCUUGCACUGCUGAAUGGUGGUGUUUUUUUCUUCUCUUUAGAAAGGAAAGCUAUAAAAUCAAUUUCCUCUGUGCCUCUUUUCUGUGCUUUCAGUAGUCAUAGUCUUUAAGUUUGACAGAUGCAUAUGAUGUUCAGGUUAUUUGUAACUCAGAUCUGCACCUUUGUCCAGGGAAACAUCGACGACAUCCAGGAAGAUCAGCAUUCACCUUUAACACUGCAGCCUAGUUUUAUUUGAGAAAACAAACAAACCAUAAAAGAAAACAAACAGAAAAGCUUACCACAACUUCCUGCUCCUUUCUCUUCUAUCACUGCAAAUGUGGACUAGGCCUUCCAUGAUGGAGAGAAGACAGAGGUUUUAAAGACUUUAAGAAUGUAAUCCUAUGGUAACUUUUAUUUUCAAAUAAGCAGUAACUGGAUGUAGAGGAGUUCUCCAGGAUAGUAACUUUGAGAGGAAGGUAAGAAGAUUGUUGCUGCCCAGUAGAACUGGCCCAAAUCACAAUAUAUUGUAUGUGUUAGUCCAGAAUAGACAGGAUAAUUGGCUGUGUUGUUGUAGGGAUAGGGGAAUGAAGAUGAGAGAGCUUCAGGGUUUUAGCCCUCAAAGGAGUGACAUAUUUAGAAAGCUCUUGUUCCUGCCCUUCCCCGGCACCAAAACUAAUGGUAAAAUAACAAAAAAUGUGUUUACACAUCUUUGGUCUGGAGUUUCUUUGUGAUGUAUUAAAAUCAACCCAAUCACAGAGUCAGAUAGUGUUUUCAAGUAUUGGAGCCUGAAGCAGUGGCAUUUUUAGAUCAUCACUGCAGCGUGUUUGAAGGCGAGGGAGGCAUAUAUAGGCUUUGUGUGCACAUGUAUGUACAUACACGUGCACAUUCACACGUCCCUUCUAAGAAAUCUAUUUGGAAGUAGUGAAAUUCCUGAGAAACUGCAUUCCUUUCAAGUUGAGAGUAAUCAUACAGCAGUGUGUGGAUCUGAGAUUUUUGUCAGAAGUCUGUCCCUGUCUGUUUCCAGUUCUCUGUUUGGGCAGAUCUGUUGUUGAUGCUUUGUCCGUCACCCACUGGGUGUGAGAUCUUGUGAGCUGACUGUGCCCACGGGCACUCAGCAGCUAGUGGCACAGACAGGUUUUUUUCCCCCUUCUGCCUGCGUUGUCCUGAGCUAGUGGGGAUGACCAGGAGACACCGAUGUGUGUUCUGAAGCACACUGCCUCUCUGACACAGCUGGAGCAGCCCAAUGGGCUGUGGGGAUAGAGGGGAUGGGACUGAUGAAAUCCUUGAAUGAUAGCAGUUAAUAUAAACUUGGUGACUGAAAUGCAAUAUAAAAAGUAGUGUAUGCAGUCCUGAGGUCCUUUUGUUUAUUUUUUUGCAGGACCUACUUUUGGUUUAGAGUGUUAGCUUCUGUAGGUUGCUAUCUCCUUCCUUUUCAGCGCGCUUUCUUACCUGCGAGUGUGUAAAUUGUGGCUGAGCUGCUCAACCGAGUGAGCAAGGAUGAAGGGUGGUUUCAUGGACUGUGGCUGGAAAAUCUUAGCUUUGCUCUCAUCAGGAGGUCACUUGCUGCUGGGCCAAUGUGCUAUGCUGUGGUGGCUGUGCCAGGCUUGUGCCUCCAAGGUCAUCUUUGUAGCAAUUGAGAACUGGUUCAGCGUUUAGGCAUCAUGGGUUUAACUUCUUAUUGGUUCCUGUUUGUACAGUGUUGUAAGUUACCACCUCUACUUUGCACCUGGCUUUUUAAACAAGGGAAUUGUUUUAUGAUUUUUUUCUUCCGUUUCCUGCUUUCGUUCUUCAUAAAUCUUAGCCAAAGGUCUCACAAUAUCUUGCUAAUACAAACAGGAGGCAUACAGUUGCUGUAGUCUGCCCAGCUUAUACUUUUGCAAUAGAUCUUAUAUAAAAACAUGGGAUUUAUAUGUGUGGUGAUUGCUCCCAUCCCCUCCUCCCUUGUCUAUCACUUGCUGCCUUUUGCACUGCUCUGUGCCAGAACAGAAGGAGAACUGACUGCGGGGCUGAGCUCAGCAGUGCUUUACUGGCAGGCGCUGGGAGUCCAGUGACAGUGCUGGAAGAUCUUUUGGUGAAGUUGGUCUCUGCAGUGCAUGCUUUGUCACCUGCAGUAUGUAAAAAGAAUUUGGGUUAUGCUAAAGCCAUUUUGGAGAACAUGUGCUCAAGCUGACUGCUUGGAACGCUUCUGAUGCGUUUGUGUGAAGUUGUUGUGGAUGGCAUCACUACUUUCUACUUAGGAUGUUCACAAAGCUCUCCCAGCGUUAUUCCAAUACGUGGGUCUUUUUUGGUCAGUAGAGCACUUUUUGGCAUGGACUUAAAAUCCACCAGUUUUUUUUAUUGAUAACGAAGAAUCCCUAUUGCAGCUGAGAUGCACGGGAGCAGUGACGGAAUUACUGUGACUGUAUGCUACUGUCAGUGUGAUGCAAUGGAUGCUUCCAGAGCAGUGCAAGUUAAAGCAAAUGAAAUGGAAACCUCCUUAUUGUUAUAGCAGUUUUAUUACAGUCUUUUUUUUUUUAAUCUUCAGAAAAAAGCUUGGCUGGAGCUGUGAAGCUCCCUAUUUUCCCCAUGUAAUUUUUAUUAGCAGCAGACUGGGUUGGAAGUGCUUACUGUCUGCAUAAUUUCUACCUCCCAAGCCCUGCAUGGCUUUGAGAUUGCUGCAGCUUGAGCCUUUUUGCUCCCUAUCAGAAACAGCCUGGAUGUGACCAUGACUCGUACCUCCCACAUCUUGGCUAUUUUGUGACAGAAAGUGGGAUUCAGAUGAAGGAAAAAUGUCUGAAUAAACGCUGUUUUCUGCUCACAGGGUCUGUUCUGUGUCCCAUCCUUGGGCUCCGUGGGGUGUGUGGGCCAUGGGAUUGGCUACAACUCAGAAGUGGCAUGUUGGGACUCUCCUUCUGAUGUCACUGCUGCUCUGGCAGGACUUCCAAGCAGACUUCCUUGUUGGAGCAGUGGUUUUUAUCUUGUGCAGCCUUUUUGGAAGCAGGCUGCUGAUGCGGUUUGUUUGCUGAAGCAGUGGAACAAAUGUCAAGCCAACUUACAUCAGUAGUGCCCUUGGUGGUUUUGGCUGGAGCUGGUUGUUGAGGGUGUGGGAAACUGGAUGGCCAUUAUAGCAACAGAGAGCAGCUCUGGAUAUUUCCAUGUUAAUCAUGCUGGAAUAGGAGGUACAACCUUGCUAGUGUAACAGGGCCUGGUGGUCACUUGGGAGUGAGAAGAGUCGAUGAACUCUAUUGUGAUUUGUUUUGUGAGCUGAUUUUUUUUUUUUAAUGCCAGAGUGGUUGUUUAUUUAUUCAUUUAUUUUGCAGGAAUAACUGAGUGUGUGAAGGCAAGUGGUGAGAAGGAUGAUGGUAGAUGGGGAUUGUUAGUUGGAUAGAAAGGAUUUAGAGUCAAAGCACAUUUCUUAAGCUGUGGAGUAACGCAUCUCUGUGUGACUCUCUGGUCAUUUGACUGCAUCCACACCAGAGCUGCUUUUCAGUGACCUUUGACCUUGUGUACACUCAAUAGUACAGGUUCUACUAAUGAUAGUUAGUACUGAGGUGCUUCUUACUACAAAAAAACCCAUUUUAAUUACACUUGCAUGGAGUUCUAUUUCUAAUUUACCACAAACCUAGCCAAACUUCUCCUAAAUUACCAUGCUUGUCUCCCAAACUAAGCUCUUAAAGCCCUUAUCGUGGAGAUGUCUGUUUUUCCAUGUUUGGGAGUGCUGUAUGCCAAGGGAGGAUUGCUUUGUUUAUUUUCCUGCCUCCUCCUGUGGCUGAUCUGAAGUACUUCUGUGAUGGGAGGUGACACUGAGUCAAACUUCUAUAACAAGGAGUGGAAUAUGUCAGAGCUAACAGUGAUUUUAAAGUGCAGCCCUAAAAAAGCACCUACAAGCAGAUCAAAGAAAACAACAAGAAAAAGUUUAAUUCUGUGAUCACGAUAUAAAGUUAAAAAUAAAUAAAUAAAGCAGCAAUGAAAUUUUACAGUGUGUCAUUUAUACCACUGUCUUAAAUGAUAAAUAAGCAGUAUAAAAGUUUAUAUGAGAGUACAUGGGAAUACUACAGUUAGAGUCUAUUACGUAAUGAACACUGACUGAUGUCAGAUUGAAUUUAGGUAUGGUACAGAAGUACUCAAAUGUUGGGUGAGCUGAAGGCAGAAUAACAGAGAUGGGAGGGCUGCACACUUGUAUGCCAGCUGCAACUCACUUGCAUAAAUACAGCUUGCUUUGGUGUUCUGCUUUUUCUCUCCUUCACAUUAGUAGAACUCCCACAUAGAAGGAGAGAAGGAAAAGACUGCUGAAAAUAUACCUUUGAACCACCUUAAUGCAACUUGCCUCACUAAUAGCUUUGUUGGUUCAGCGUGGCUGUUGCCCACGUGUUGGCAGUCUUUCAGAAAAGGAACUGCUUUUUGACUGCACCCCAUUGCCCCUCAAGAAUAAGUUAAGGUAGUAAUGAAAUAACCUCAUGAGAACACCUACCCAGUGAUUGCUAGGAGCAGCAAGAGCAAUUAGGAUAGAAGGAAAGAUGAGACAAAGUAAGGAAUAAAUUGGCAGCUGUGGUGUGCCAUUUGGAGAGCUUUACUUGUCAUACUACAGAGAGUGUGGUGUUAGGAAUUCCCAUCAGCUGAGUGGAAUGAGGAUUCGGAUUCCAAGCGUAAGAGGUCGUGUGUGGUACUUCAGAACUGUAAUUGCAUCCACUUUGGUGUAAGACCUUUCAUCAGUUACUUAUGUAUUGCAUACUCAUGAAGUCACAAUUAUAAGUACAAAUAUACCUGCUACAUACAUACUUCAGAGUACAUUAAAGCUUUGUGUAGAAUUUCCUUUUUUUUUCCCCUCAGAAUCUAAGGCUUCAGCUUUACUUCUACAGAAACAUUUGAAUGUAAACUUUUAUUUUGCUUGUUGUAAGGUUGUUCCAGUAAAUGUCGUGUGGCUUCAUGACAAAUGCUACAAAAUGGACUGGAGAGGGGGAAUGAAUUAGCAGCAAAGGUGAUGUUCAGACCAUUGAAAAUAUGCGCCUGCUUACACUUUGAGUUUAAGGUGCAGUGCUUUGCAAAAUGACUGAUAAUACUGUCAGUAUAGCAUAUGCAUCUUUUUCAACUGUCAAAGUGGUUUAAACCCUAUAUUUUUUACAUGAAAUUUUAAUGAGAGUGCUGUGUUGUAUCACAGUAAUUCUGAAGCAGAAAUACUUCAUUUUUCAGGUUUGGGAAUGUGUGUGAUUUGCAUGACUGUCUUGGACAGGAGAAACAUGUGAAACUUAUGGUAUCUUCGGCUGUAUCUCACUUUUUGCAUGUGAUUUAAUCUUGAAAUUCAACUGAUGCUGGGUUCUGCUGGUGAUGCAAGCCACACUGGUCAUCACAGUGGCAGUGUGUGUCCCAGCGUCAUCACACUUGUGAGAGGUUAUAAGUGGAGUUCUUGAGACUGAUACUGAGUGAUGGUAGGCGAACUCCUGCGUGGUUAUGCUGACUUUGCUUAGGAGGUUAGUAGGGAAUUUUAUUAUGAUUUCUUAGUGGGUGGUGGCAUGCGGAGAAUAAAAGAAUGCAAUCCUUCUGUCCAGCGAAGCUUUGGUAAUUACUCCUCCACACACUUGAGCUUGAAUAACUGAGCCCAGUGUUUUCCAUCUGACCUGACAGAAGGCUGUGAAAGAUAUGCACAAAGAGCUUGCUGGUAGUCCUUGAAAACAAGUGAGAGUGUAAACACACAGCCUUUUGCUGGCUUGUGGAAUUGAAUCCCUCAUUGUCCUGUGGCUGCUUCCCACCACGUUUCUGCAGUUGCUGCAGUGUGCCUGAGCUUUUCCUAGUUGGUGAGGUGUCAGCUGGCCUGGUUGUCGUGCACUGUGGGAUGGGCUGAUCUCUGAGCUGCCUGGGAACUGGGGUGAGUGGCUUGAGAUGAUGCAGUGUGCUUGGAAAGGAUGCGUGCCUGUCCUGACUGCUGCUGGAUUUCUGCCCUGGCUUUGUGUGCGCAUAACUUUUAGAGAGGCUUGUUUUGUUUUGUUUCCCCUCUAGGUAACUCCUUCGUGUACAUUGUUUCCACUCUGGUCUCUUUUCCUAGCACAUCCAGAAACAAUACACUUAGAGCUGCCCUGUGGGAGCUUCAGGUUCUGCUCUCUCUGGCCAUGAGGCAGGCUGUUGGCCUUUGUUGCUUUGUUUUUUGCUCCCGUCUGACCUUGUGGCCAAGUACUGGCAUGGCAUAGUGGCUGUGUGAUGGCCCUCCAUAAAGUGACCUUGGUCAUAGAUUAGCCUAACAAGCCACUACUUUGCAAGUCCCAAUAGGUUCAUUGCCUAAUGAAGGACGUGGUUUCACCUCUGUUUUUCUUGCAGCUAUAGCUGUAUGAAGGAGAGGAAAAAGAAGGCCAUGCAUUUUGAUGGUCCUUUUAAUGAUGCACUUCUAGCAUCUGACAGCUUCAGUGCAGCAAUAUUUUAUCAUGCAGUCUUUCUACUGUGUUAUACCAGGCAAAACGUCUGAUGCUGAGUUAUCUAUUGAAGUGUACUUUCUGGCCUUGUUGCCGUUUUGGCAACCUUAAACACAGUGAUUUGUGGUUAGUAGUUGUUAAAAGUAGAUCAGUGGCUAAGGCUCUGAGUUGGUGUGUAAGCUUUUAGCAGUGAGUGGCCUUUACUAGGGCAAAUUAGCAAGAGGUACAGUAAGCUUGUAGUUAGCUGAAGGCUUUAGAGAGGUUUGAGCUGGAACAUACAGUGGUGGUGGUGGUGUGCUUUUGUGGCAAAGGAGUCUUUCACGAAAGGAAAGCCUCCUAUUUUGUGCUGUGUAGCUGUGCCAGCUCCUGUGCACCCAGCACUGCCUUCCUGCUCUGAGCUGAGUUGGCAUGCUAAUUUUUUUUGUCUUCCUUUUGACUCUGAUAAAGUCAGUGCUAUUUUGGAAGGAGAUGCUUUUGCUGAGCCCCUGUCAGGAGACAGGUUUAUCUUCUGGGGAGAGGAGCUCUUUACAAUGUUUCUGCUGCUCAGGGAAGGUUUGGAGCGGCCAGGAAGUCCUAGUGGCUUUCUGCAGUUCCCUUCUUUCCAGGUUAGUGAAACCGUCUGUCCGUUGUGUUGGUACUGUAGAAGUCCCAAGCAUUUUAGGAAAGGUGCUGCUGUGGGCAGAACAGCUCUGCAAAAUGUUGUCCCCCCUGUGUGGCUUUGCUUUUUGGAAGAGAAUGAAUGAAAUACAUUGUUACAAAUGGGGAGGGAAGUAGACUGUGUGGGUGGGAGAAAUUUAAUGCUAAUUUCACAAAGACUGGUGAUAAAUGUGUACUUAUGCUCGCUAAGUGGCAAUGGAAAAAUAAAUAUUAUGUGCUCUGAAUGGUAUGAUUGAAAAGUUAAUGUCCUGCAGGGCGCUGUCUGAUCAUUCAAGUGUCCUUGAAGGGCAUAAAAAUAAAACCAACAACCUUUGGGAUGUUUGAUGGUGCAGUUACAGCUGGCACUUUGCUAACUGCCAUCCCCUCAAUCAUCACUAUGACCAUACUGCUGUGGAAAUGUGCCUGGGAUAAAUUUAAACCCAGUCAUCUCCUUUCCUUUUUCCCAACAGUAGGAGAUCAAGGAGCGUGGUUAUGCUUUCAGGGCGAAGUCAGCGUUAGCUGAUGGAGGCUUCCAUAGUUAAGGCCCGAAGGCCUUGGCAAGCUGAGGGCCAUUGCUUGUUCUUGCUCCAGAAGGGCUUCUUCCUCUGCCCUCCUCUUCACUGCUGCCCCGAGGCCAAACCCACCAUCUCAGCACAGCAUUGCCUGCCUUCCUGGGGAGAGCUUGUUUGUUUUCAUCGAAUGAUUUAGUUGGAAGGGACCUUCAGUAAUCACGUGGUCCAACUGGCUGACCACCUCAGGGCUAACCAAAAUGUAAAGCACGGUAUUGAGUGCAUUAUCCAAAUGUGAACACUGACAGGCAUGGAACAGCUCUUGGUUUAGUGAGGUCUACUGCUGUUUGGAGUGCAUAUACGUAUAUAGUGUGCACACGUAUGUAUGCUACACCUAUUGCUUUCAGCUACUCAUCCCAUCCCAGCAUGUGGAACCCGAAAGUAGAAGCUGGUUGGUACUGCUGCUGGUAGAGAGGAAAGGAGUAGGCUUCUUCUGCGUAGGUUCUGUGUUCUCUGUGCAUCAGCCUAUAGGCUUCAGAGUACAUGUUUGCUCUCACACUGUUGGUGGGACUGUUCUGUGAGUAUGCACUGUUGAUGUACACCUUGGCCAGCGUUUGUUAUCAGAAAACCAUUUAGCUGAAGUGGACUAGAAUGGGAUACCUGUGGAAGUCUACUCAAAAUCAACUUGCAUUAACUGCAGUUAAGAAUAAAAUCUUACAGGUUUGCCAUUCUUCCAGCCGAUGUUUUCUAUGUAGCUUGAAAAGUAUGUAUCAAAAGACACUCUCUAAUGAAAAAUCCCUAUGAAAUUCAAAAGAAAGUUUUGAGAUGUUUCAGGUUUGGAGGCGGAAGCUGGCAUUUAGAAAGUGGGUGACUAUUCCGUGCAAGCACAAGGCUUCUACUGAAAUAAGUGUUGUACGCUGACUGGGGUGCAAGUGCUGAGCUGCGUGUCUGUGUGGCAUGGGCUCUGAUUCUUUUUAUAAAGGUGCCUACAAAUAUGAAGGAACCUCCUUUUCAGCAGGAGUGCUCAGCAUUUUGAAUGAGAAGCAAAAUGCAGAAGGCACCUGUGCCUCCUGUUGAGCUGCUCUGGCUCCUCUGGUGCUGCUGGAAACUGGUGGCUCAGGGUGCUUUGUGGAAAGGGUGGUGCUGGUUGUAUUUCCCAGGUAUGACUGCAAUGUAAACAGAUCUGUCAGACUAAUGUGCUCCGGAAGUUUGCCUAGAGUUUACAUUUCAAAUGCUCCCUUUGGUGUCUGUACAAGAGGAAAAAAGGGACCUCCCCUCACAGCCCCAUGUUGAAGAUGAACACAAUGACGUACAGAAAAAGACGUUUACGAAAUGGAUAAAUGCUCGGUUUUCCAAGAGUGGGACACCCCCAGUCAAGGACAUGUUCACAGAUCUGAAAGAUGGAAGGAAGCUUUUGGACCUUUUGGAAGGUCUGACAGGGAAACCUCUGCCUAAAGAACGAGGUUCCACAAGAGUACAUGCCUUAAAUAAUGUCAACCGAGUACUGCAAGUCUUGCAUCAAAACAACGUGGAAUUGGUGAAUAUUGGGGGAACUGACAUCGUUGAUGGAAAUCACAAGCUGACACUGGGGCUGCUGUGGAGCAUUAUCUUGCAUUGGCAGGUGAAGGAUGUCAUGAAGAAUAUCAUGUCAGAUUUGCAGCAGACCAACAGUGAGAAAAUCCUGUUGAGCUGGGUUCGGCAGUCCUCAAGACCUUACAGUCAAGUCAAUGUUUUGAACUUCACAACGAGCUGGGCGGAUGGACUUGCUUUUAAUGCUGUUAUCCACAGGCACAAACCAGAGUUCUUCAGCUGGGAUAAAGUCAUAACAAUGUCUCCAAUUGAGAGACUGGAACAUGCUUUCAGCAUAGCCAAAAACCACCUGGGAAUUGAGAAACUGUUGGAUCCUGAAGAUGUUGCUGUACCACUUCCAGACAAAAAGUCUAUUAUCAUGUAUUUAACAUCUUUGUUUGAGGUCCUUCCUAAGCAAGUCACCAUGGAAGACAUUCGGGAAGUGGAGACUCUCCCAAGGAGAUUCAAGCAGGAAUGUGAAGAUGGAGAAUUCAACUUGAAGCAGACCGUAGCACUUGAAGAGGAGCAGAGCAGUUCUAGAGCAGAGACCCCCAGCACAGUGACAGAGGUGGACAUGGACUUGGAUAGCUACCAGGUUGCUCUGGAAGAAGUCCUCACAUGGUUGCUGUCAGCUGAGGAUGCAUUUCGGGAACAGGAAGAAAUAUCUGGUGAUGUUGAAGAAGUCAAAGAGCAAUUUGCCACCCAUGAAGCUUUUAUGAUGGAACUGACUGCGCACCAAAGCAGUGUGGGUAGCGUCCUGCAGGCUGGGAACCAGCUGGUGGCACAGGGAAAUCUGUCAUCUGAAGAGGAGUUUGAGAUUCAGGAACAAAUGCUGCUGCUGAACUCCCGCUGGGAGGACCUCAGGGUGGAGAGCAUGGACAGGCAGUCCCGCCUGCAUGACAUGCUGAUGGAGCUACAAAAGAAGCAGUUGCAGCAGCUGUCUGACUGGCUGACAGUUACAGAAGAACGCAUUCAGAAGAUGGAAUCUCAACUCUUAGCUGAAGAUUUAGAGGCCCUUCAAAAACAGCUAGAAGAACACAAAAGCUUGCAAAGUGACCUGGAGGCAGAACAAGUGAAGGUAAACUCUCUGACGCACAUGGUUGUCAUCGUUGAUGAAAGCAGUGGGGAGAGUGCAACAGCUGUUCUGGAGGAACAAUUGCAGAAGCUGGGUGAGCGGUGGACAGCAGUUUGUCGUUGGACUGAGGAAAGACGAGUAAAAUUGCAAGAAAUUCAGCUUCUAUGGCAGGAGCUGCUAGAAGAGCAGUGCUUAUUGAAGGCGUGGUUAACUGAGAAGGAAGAUGCCUUAAGUAAGGUCCAGACAAGCAACUUCAGAGACCAAAUAGAUCUGAGUGUGAAUGUUCGAAAACUAGCAAUUUUGAAAGAGGACAUGGGUAUGAAACGACAGACACUAGACCAGCUGAAUGAGCUUGGUCAGGAUGUGGCCCAAAUACUUGGGAAUAGCAGAGCAUCCAAUCAAAUUGACCAUGAUCAAGAGGAACUAACUCAGAGGUGGGACAGUUUGGUUCAGAAGCUAGAGGAUUACUCUAACCAGGUAACUCAAGCUGUAGGAAGCGUAGGGAUGCCGCAGAUUUCACAGAAGACUUCUGCAGAAACAAUGUCAAUGAAAGAAAAGGUGGUGGUAAAAGAAUCCAGGCAGGAAUCACCUCCACCACCACCUCCAAAGAAAAGGCAAAUCCCAGCGGAUAGUGAAGCAAAGAAAAAGUUUGAUGCUGAAAGUGCUGAGCUGUUGAACUGGAUUUCAAAAUCAAAAGCUGCCAUUCAGGCCACAGACAUCAAAGAGUACAAGAAGAUGAGAGAGACUUCAAGCGUGAAAGAAAAGUUAAAGGUGAUAGAAAAAGAGAAGGUUGAAAAAAGCCAAAAGCUAGAUGAUCUGAAACGAAGUGGACAUAUUCUUUUGGAUCAAAUGGGAAAAGAGGGACUUCCUGCAGUGGAUUUAAAAAACCUGAUGGAGAAAAUAUUGUCAGGAUGGAAAGAAGUGGUUCAGCAUCUAGAAGAGUUGGCCAGAAAGAUAAAGUACCAGGAAGAUAUAAAUGCAUACUUUAAAGAAAUGAAUGAGCUUGAGAAGAUUAUAGUUGAAAAGGAGAGCUUGCUUAAAAAUGAUUCUUCAGCUUCCCAGCCAUCAGCAGUCCUGAAAGAUUUGUGUCAGAGGGAAUUAACUUAUCUUGUAAGCUUGAGUCCACGAUUGGAACACCUGAAAGCUACUUGCAAGGUGCUCACAUCUCAGCCUGUGCCUCCAAACUUCAUUCAAGAGAGCUUGAAUGGUUUUCUUGAUCGCUUCAAGUUGGCUUGCCAGAGACUAGACGAACGUCACCAGCAGCUGAAGGAAGAGACAGAAAGCCUGCCUAGCCAGGACUUCUUAGGCUCUCUGCAGAGGCUGAAGGAUGUGCUGAGCGAGGUGGAGUGCAAGCAGCAGGCAAUUGCGAGUGGACUGAGUGACCCUAGUAAGGUUGAAAAAGCCUUGCAGCAGACAAAGGCUGUUUGUGAGACACUGGAAGCCCAGAAGCCCAAGGUAGAUAAACUUGCUGAAGAAACGAAGGCUUUGGAGAAACAGUCUUCUGAUAGAACAAAGGUCUACACGCAGCAGUUCAGGCACGUGCAAGGACACUGGGACAAGUUAAGGCUCAAGAGUUCCAAAGAUGUUAAACUACUGGAAGAAAUUACAUCCAAGUUGAGAUUAUUUGAGACUAAUUCAAAAGUUGUUCAGAAGUGGAUGGAUGGUGUGAAAGGCUUCUUACUGACAGAAAAGGCUGCUCAAGGAGAUACUGAAGGACUUCAAAGACAGCUUGACCAGUGCACAAUUUUUGUUAAUGAAAUGGAGAAGAUUGAACCUUCACUGAAAGAGAUGAAAGAACUAGAGUCAGCUUUAAGAAGUCAGUCCAUUGCAGGCAUAAAUACUUGGGCAAAAUCUAGGCUAGUAGACUGCCAAGCACAAUGGGAGAAACUGAGCAAACAGAUCAUUAGUCAGAAAAAUCGCCUGUCUGAAAGUCAGGAAAAAGCUGUAAAUCUGAAGAAGGAUUUGGCAGAGAUGCAAGAAUGGAUGACCCAAGCUGAAGAAGAAUAUUUGGAGAAGGAUUUUGAAUACAAGUCCCCUGAAGAGUUAGAGAAUGCUGUAGAAGAAAUGAAGAGAGCAAAAGAGGAUGUGCUGCAGAAGGAGGUGCGAGUGAAAAUUCUCAAGGACAACAUCAAAAUGUUGGCCACUAAAGUGCCAUCUGGAGGUCAGGAGCUGGCAACUGAGCUGAAUGUUGUGUUGGAGAACUACCAGCUGCUGUGUAAUCGGAUCCGGGGGAAAUGCCACACUUUAGAGGAGGUGUGGUCCUGUUGGAUUGAGCUGCUUCAGUAUCUUGAUUUAGAAACAGCCUGGCUAAACACUCUAGAAGAAAGAGUGCAAAUGACAGAAAAUCUGUCUGAUAAGUUGGAUGUUGUCAAUGAUGCUCUUGAGUCUCUGGAAUCAGUCCUGCGUCAUCCAGCUGAUAAUCGAACCCAGAUUCGGGAACUUGGGCAGACGUUGAUUGAUGGAGGGAUUCUUGAUGAUAUCAUCAGUGAAAAAUUGGAGGCUUUCAAUGCCCGCUAUGAGGAAUUGAGUCAUUUGGCGGUGAGCCGACAGAUCACCUUGGAACAGCAGCUUCAGACCUUGCGAGAAACUGACCACAUGCUGCAGGUCUUGCAGGAAAACUUAGCGGAGCUGGAUAGACAGCUGACAUCUUACCUGACUGAUAGGGUAGAUGCCUUUCAGAUGCCGCAGGAGGCCCAGAAAAUUCAAGCUGAAAUUGCAGCUCAUGAGGCCACCUUAGAGGAGCUCAAGAAAAGUCCUCGCUCUUUCCCUCCUGCUUCUCCUGAAUGCAGAUCUCCCCGAGGUGGAACUCUGCUGGAUGUUUUGCAGAGAAAACUCCGUGAAGUGUCUACAAAGUAUCAGCUUUUUCAGAAACCAGCCAACUUUGAGCAGCGCAUGUUGGAUUGCAAGCGUGUGUUGGAAAGUGUAAAAGCAGAGCUUCACGUCUUGGAUGUGAAGGAUACUGACCCAGAUAUAAUCCAAACUCAUCUGGACAAGUGCAUGAAACUCUAUAAAACCCUCAGUGAAGUGAAAUUGGAGGUUGAAACUGUCAUCAAGACUGGAAGGCAAAUUGUACAAAAACAACAGACAGAUAAUCCCAAAGGAAUGGAUGAACAACUGACAGCACUGAAAUUUCUUUACAAUGACCUCGGGGCACAGGUUACAGAAGGAAAGCAAGAUCUUGAAAGAGCAUCCCAGCUGGCACGCAAAAUGAGGAAAGAGGCUGCCUCUUUGUCAGAGUGGCUAGCUGCCACGGAGGCAGAGUUGGUGCAGAAGUCCACUUCAGAGAGCUUGCUUUCUGACCUGGAUUCAGAAAUUGCCUGGGCAAAAAAUGUCCUGAGAGAGCUGGAGAGGAGGAAAGCUGAUCUGAAGAGUAUCACAGAAAGCUGCACCACACUCCAGGCUCUAGUGGAAGGGAGUGAGACUUCCCUGGAGGAGAAGCUCUGUGUUCUUAAUGCUGGCUGGAGCAGAGUUCGGACCUGGACCGAGGACUGGUGUGACACUUUGCUGAAUCAUCAGAGCCAGCUGGAAAUCUUUGAUGAAAAUGUUGCCCACAUAAGUACUUGGCUGUAUCAGGCUGAAGCCUUGCUGGAUGAGAUUGAGAAGAAGCCAGCAAGCAAAAAGGAGGAAACUGUGAAGCGUUUAACAUCUGAAUUGGAUGAUGUUAGUCUGCGAGUGGAUAAUGUGCGUGAUCAGGCUGUCAUCCUAAUGAACGGUCGAGGAGUUUCAUGCCGGGAGCUUGUUGAACCAAAGCUGGCAGAACUGAACCGUAACUUUGAGAAGGUUUCUCAGCACAUCAAAAGUGCCAAGAUGCUUGUUGGACAAGAACGACUCCCUGUCAUGUCGGAGCCCCGGGAAGUCAGAGUGGGUUUUCCAGACCUGGAUAAAUUUGAGAGUGACAUACAGAAUAUGUUAAAAGUUGUGGAAAAGCACCAGGAGCUGAGUGAGGGAGAUGAAAAGCUGGAUCAAGAAAGAGCUCAGAUUGAGGAGGUUUUGCAGAGAGGAGGACAGCUGUUACAGCAGCCUAUGGAAGACAAUAAGAGAGAGAAGAUACGCAUGCAGCUGGUGCUUCUACAGACAAAGUACAACAAUGUACAGGAAGGCAGGUCAUUUCAAAGGAGACAAGUGGCGGAACUCUCUCCAGUGUUUUCUCAGUAUAAGAAGGACCAUGACAAUCUAAUGAAGUGGCUGGAUGAGACUGAAUGUCGAUUACCAGGGCUGCAAGGAAUGGAAGAUGAACAGAAGCUGCAGGCAGUUGCUGUCCAGCAGAGGUUAAAAGGCCACUUUGCCACAGGUGUUAGGACUCAGCCUUUUUCAGCUGAAUAUCUGGUUGAAAUCAACAAGGUCUUGCUUGCCAUGGCUGAUGUUGAGCUGUUGCUGAAUGGACCCGAGCUAAAUACUGGCAUCUAUGAGGAUUUUUCAACUCAGGAGGAUGCACUGAAGAAUGUAAAAGAUAUUUUGGAUAAACUUGGGGAUCAGAUUGCGGUCAUACAUGAGAAGCAGCCUGAUGUUAUACUGGAAGCAUCUGGGCCUGAAGCAAUACAGAUAGGAGAUGCACUAACCCAGCUGAAUGCAGAAUGGGACAGAAUUAAUAGAAUGUACAAUGAUCGCAAGUGUUCCUUUGAUAGAGCAAUUGAAGCAUGGAGGCAGUUCCACUGUGAUCUCAAUGACCUCUCCCAGUGGAUAACGGAAGCUGAAGGGUUAUUAGCUGAUGCCCUUGGUCCAGAUGACAGCCUGGAUCUGCAGACAGCUGGGCUGCAUCAGCAGGAACUUGAAGAAGGAGUACACAGCCAUCAGAGCAGUGUUUUGGCAUUGAACAGAACUGGGGAAGGGAUCAUACAGAAACUCUCUGCUACAGAUGGGAGCUUCCUGCAGGAGAAGCUGGCAGGACUGAAUAGGCGCUGGAAAGCAAUCACUGCUGAGGUCAUGGACAGACAGCAGAGGCUAAAGGGAGAGAAUCAGCAGCUGAUAGAUUACAGAAAAAAGCUUGAUGAAUUGCGUUGCUGGUUGGAAAAUGCAGAAAACGUUCUGGACACGAGAUUUACAUUCAACCAUGAAGAAAAUUUACGAGAAUUACAGGUCUUAAGUGAAGAGAUGGAAGUACAGGGAGACAAACUGGAAUGGUUGAACAGAACUGAACCUGAAGUAAUUCUGGAUAAAAAUGUUGAUCUUCAGGAAAAAAACAGGCUUUCUGGUAGCCUGCAGUCCCUCAAUGUGAGGUGGAAUAAGGUGUUCAGAGAAGUGCCUGACAGAGUGAGACAACUGGAGGCUUAUGUUGGGCAGCCUCACCUUGUUGCACAGGCAAAGCCUUCUGAUGUCCAAAAGGUGGUGCUAGCAUCUUCCUCAUUGGAAAUUCCUGUUCAGACGCAGCACGCUUUGGAACUUUCUGCACCUGCUGAUCUGGAUAAAACUACAACUGAGCUGGCUGAAUGGUUGGUAUUGAUUGACCAGAUGCUCAAGUCGAACAUCGUCACUGUGGGAAAUGCUGAAGAGAUCAACCGAACUAUUGCACGAAUGAAAGUAACAAAGGCAGAUUUGGACCAACGGCACCCUCAGCUUGAUUCUGUUUUUACAUUGGCUCAAAAUUUGAAAAAUAAAACUUCCAGUUCAGACAUUAGGACAGUGAUUACAGAAAAAUUGGAAAAAGUAAAGAACCAAUGGGAUAACACCCAGCAUGGUGUGGAGGUGCGGCAGCAGCAGCUGAAGUACAUGCUGUCAGACAGCAUGCAAUGGGAUGAGCAGAGGAAAGAAAUGGAGCAUCUCAUGGAGCAGUGCGAGAUCCGUCUGCGUAUGCUUCAGCAGGCCCCAAAGGAGACACUUAUCAAACAGAUUUCAGAUAACAAGCUCUUAGUACACGAUUUGCAUAGAGGAGACAUCACAGUAGCUGCGUUCAAUGAUCUUUCUAAUAAACUUCUUCGAGAGUAUCGUGAUGAUGACACAAGGAGGGUGAAGGAAACCACUGACCAGAUGAACACUUGCUGGGUUAAUCUGAAUCAAAGAGCUGUUGAUAGGCAGAAUUUCUUGGAGACAGAGCUGAAGACAGUACAGACUUCAUGCAAGGAUCUAGAAAGCUUCCUCAAGUGGCUUCAAGAGGCAGAGACGACAGUUAAUGUUCUUGCAGAUGCUGCUCGGCGUGAGAACACAGCUCAGGACAGUGCUUGUGUAAGGGAACUCAGAAAACAGAUGCAGGACAUCCAGGCAGAGAUUGAUGCCCACAAUGACAUCUUUAAAAGCAUUGAUGGAAACAGGCAGAAAAUGGUGAAAGCCUUGGGAAACUCUGAGGAAGCUGCCCUGCUCCAGCACCGACUUGAUGACAUGAACCAGCGCUGGAAUGACCUGAAGGUGAAGUCAGCUAACAUCAGGGCUCACUUGGAGGCAAGUGCAGAGAAAUGGAACCGGUUGCUGACAUCCCUGGAAGAGUUAAUCAAAUGGCUGAAUAUGAAAGAUGAAGAGCUGAAAAAGCAAAUGCCCAUCGGAGGGGAUGUUCCAACCUUACAGCAGCAGUAUGAUCACUGCAAAGCUCUGCGACGUGAACUGAAGGAUAAAGAGCAAACCAUUCUCAAUGCUGUGGACCAGGCACGAAUUUUCCUUGCUGACCAACCAAUCGAGGGGCCUGAGGAACCAAGAAGGAGCGUACAUUCGAAAACAGAGUUGACCCCUGAGGAGAAAGCCAUGAGGAUCGCCAAAGCUAUGCGUAAGCAGUCAUCAGAGGUAAAAGAGAAAUGGGAGAACCUAAAUGCCAGUGCCAGUAUCUGGCAGAAGCAAGUAGACAAAGCAUUGGAAAAACUGAAAGACUUGCAGUGUGCAAUGGAUGACCUCGAUGCUGACUUGAAGGAGGCUGAAAAUGUGAGGAAUGGCUGGAAACCUGUGGGAGACUUGCUCAUAGACUCGUUACCAGAUCACAUUGAGAAAACUACAGCUUUUAGAGAAGAAAUUGCUCCCAUCAACUUGAAAGUUAAAACAGUGAAUGAUUUAUCCAGUCAGUUGUCUCCACUCGACCUUUAUCCAUCAUUAAAGAUGUCUCGUCAAUUAGACGAUCUCAACAUGCGAUGGAAACUUUUGCAGGUGUCUGUGGAGGAUCGCCUUAAACAGCUGCAAGAGGCACACCGUGAUUUUGGACCUGCAUCACAGCACUUUCUGUCCACCUCAGUACAGUUUCCAUGGCAGAGAUCUGUUUCACAUAACAAAGUGCCCUAUUAUAUCAAUCAUGAGACCCAGACAACCUGUUGGGAUCAUCCUAAAAUGACUGACCUUUUCCAGUCAUUAGCUGACUUGAACAAUGUACGCUUCUCGGCCUAUCGUACAGCCAUCAAAAUCCGACGACUGCAGAAAGCACUGUGCUUGGACCUGUUGGAACUGAACACAACAACUGAAAUUUUCAAACAACACAAGUUGAGUCAAAAUGACCAGCUUGUUGGUGUCCAGGAUGUGAUCAGCUGUCUUACUACCAUCUACAGUGGACUUGAAGAGAAACACAAUGACAUGGUUAAUGUUCCUCUCUGUGUAGAUAUGUGUCUUAACUGGCUACUCAAUGUGUAUGAUAGUGGCCGAACUGGAAAAAUUCGAGUGCAGUCCCUGAAAAUUGGGUUGAUGUCUCUAUCUAAGGGCCUUCUGGAAGAGAAGUACAGAUAUCUCUUCAAGGAAGUGUCAGGUCCCACAGAAAUGUGCGACCAGAGGCAGCUCGGCCUGCUGCUGCACGAUGCCAUCCAGAUCCCCCGGCAGCUGGGUGAGGUGGCGGCUUUUGGUGGCAGCAACAUUGAACCCAGCGUGCGCAGCUGCUUCCAGCAGAACCACAAUAAGCCAGAAAUUACUGUAAAACAAUUUAUAGAUUGGAUGCACUUAGAGCCACAGUCUAUGGUAUGGCUACCAGUUCUACAUCGUGUGGCAGCUGCAGAAACAGCAAAACAUCAGGCCAAGUGCAACAUCUGCAAAGAAUGUCCAAUUGUUGGCUUCAGGUACCGGAGCUUAAAACAUUUCAACUAUGAUGUCUGUCAGAGCUGCUUCUUUUCUGGCCGUACAGCUAAGGGGCAUAAAUUGCAUUACCCAAUGGUGGAGUAUUGUAUACCGACAACAUCUGGGGAAGAUGUACGAGACUUCACCAAGGUGCUGAAGAACAAGUUCCGCUCAAAGAAGUAUUUUGCAAAACAUCCGCGUCUUGGCUACCUACCUGUGCAAACAGUUCUGGAGGGUGACAACCUGGAGACUCCUAUCACUCUCAUCAGUAUGUGGCCAGAGCAAUAUGACCCUUCCCAGUCUCCACAGCUAUUUCAUGAUGACACGCACUCCAGGAUAGAGCAGUAUGCUACUAGGCUUGCACAAAUGGAAAGGACCAAUGGCUCCUUCCUCACAGACAGCAGUUCCACCACAGGAAGCGUAGAGGAUGAGCAUGCCCUUAUCCAGCAGUACUGUCAGACGCUGGGAGGAGAGUCACCUGUGAGUCAGCCACAGAGUCCUGCACAGAUACUGAAAUCAGUGGAAAAGGAAGAGCGAGGAGAGUUGGAGCGCAUCAUUGCUGACCUCGAGGAAGAACAAAGGAGUCUGCAGAUAGAAUAUGAACAACUAAAAGAGCAGCAUCUUCGGAGAGGAAUAAACCCUCUUGCAUCACCUCCUGAUUCCAUUGUUUCACCUCAGCAUGCUUCUGAAGAUGCUGAGCUCAUUGCUGAAGCUAAACUUCUGAGGCAACAUAAAGGUCGCCUGGAAGCAAGGAUGCAAAUAUUGGAAGAUCACAAUAAGCAAUUGGAGUCUCAGCUUCACCGACUGCGUCAGCUACUUGAGCAGCCUGAGUCAGACUCCCGGGUUAACGGUGCCUCCCCCUGCACUUCGCCCCAGCAUUCAGCCCUUGGCUACCCACUCGAUCAAGAGACAAGCUCGCAGUUUCAUCAGGCAGAUGACUUGUUAGUUCCACCUCACGAUACCAACACAGAUCUGACAGAUGUUAUGGAGCAAAUCAACAGCACAUUUCCAGCUUGCUGCUCAAGUUUCACUGGCAGACAACAGGCAAUGUGAAGUGCUCAUUUGGACGUCCACCAGUGCUUCCUGACGUGCAGUACAGCCCUUUACUACAAAACACCAAUUGCGAGUUCCACUCCAUCAGAAGUCUGCAUGGGACCUUGGAACAUGCUGUUUGCUUUGACCGCGUGUUCUACUUGAAAUACUAAAACACUGAAUACCCAAAGAUGAGGAUAUUGUUUUUAUAUUAUAGGUUCUUUUUCUUCUUCCCUUUCUAUGCAACUGUAAAUUAAUGAGCAGUGGAGUAUUUGUCACUGAUUUGUAUAAAUAUACAGCCGCGGGAAAAGGGGCAGGGGCUUUAUAUACGUUCUUUUUGAUAAAGUGAACUGCAUAAGGAGUUUGGAGCAAAAUGUUACAUUUAUACAUUCCUUUCAGCUCUUUGCUUUUGCAUUGUAAAAUAUCUUCAGUUAUAUUCUCAUUCAUUUAAUCUUCUAUUCUGAUUAUUUAUAUGCUAACUAUCUGACCAGACACAAUUCAGAAUUACCCUUGAUUUGUUUUCAGAAUUGGAAUAUGAAGUUCCCAUAAUGUGCAUUGUUGUUACUGUUUAACACAAAUUGCCUUUAAGUGCAAGCCACAGUAUUUUAACUCCAUUAAACAAGGUAAACUCUAAGUUCAAGUCAUAAUAAUUAUCAUGCACUAAAAUAAUAUUUUUAACAUUCUUUUAAUCGAUUCUAGCCAAGACACUCCUUUUGGAGGAUUAUUUUUUAAGCUUUAUUUUACUUUGAAUCAGGAGAUAGCUAAAAGAGGACUUAGAUGAUAGUUUAUGUUGUUUUUAGUAAGGACUAAGUUAGUGUAAUCUUGCCCAACUUUGUUUGGAGAUAAAGCUUUGCUGUUCCUUGCUGUGCCAAACUUGUUUCAAGUUUUGGAACCUACAGUCUGUGAACUAAAGCUCAUUUCUGUGAGAUCCCCUUUUGUUUAUUCAAACACACGAGUCUUUUAUCUGCCUCUUAGAAAUGAAGAGACAAUUAGAAAGCCUUUUCCAAUACUGUUGGUGAUAGAACGUUUUCUUCAAAGCUGCAGUGCUCUUAGAUUGUAUCAUGUGGCAUUGUAAUCUUGCAACUCAUUUUUACCUUUGAGAUCAUUUAUUUAUGUACUUCAAGUAGGAAUAAUUAUGGAAAAGUUAUGUCACUGAUCAGCUGAUCUCUAGAUUUAAAAUAAUCAUCAGAGUUUUUAAAUGCCUUCAUGGAGUUUACAAUGCUGCAUGGACACUUGCUUUCAUGUCAAGACACCUUUAAUUGGUAAAACUGCAUGCAAUAUGUAUCUUGUAUAGUAGAGAGAAUCUAAACUAUGUUGUUGUAGAUUAUUACUGAAGAAAAAAAGCCUCAAAAUGGUAUUGGAAGAGUUAUAAAUUCUGUACUGCUACCAAAAGAUUCUAGAGAGCAUUAAAACAAAGUCAGGAAUAUCUCGUGCUUAUGAGGUGGUGCCAACUAGAUUGUCCUGCACCCACAGUACUUGCUCCUGAAACACUGCUGCUUGAGGAGCGAUUUGGGCACAGCAUUGACCACGGUCUAGUGUUGGCUCUGGUGCCAGUUCUUUCUGAACUCUUUGACAAAUUAUUUAACCACUCUGCCUCUGUUUUCCCAUCUGUAAAAUGGGGAUGACAGUACUUACCUCUCAAAGGUGUAGAGAGCUUAGUUAGUCUGAAAAGCUCUAUUUAAAUGCUAAGUAUUAUUCUUGAGUGGGUGGAGCAAAACUGUCAAGGUGAGAAGAGAAGAUGCUGGCUACUAUAAAUGCUUCAUCUAUUAAAAAAAAAAGUAGCAUAGUUAUUCUGAGAAGACAAACACAUUUUACAGAAGAGGAAAGCCAUGACCACCUUUCUACCUCAGACCUAUCUUCAUGAGUAGUAUUGGAAAUAGCUUUAUAUUCUGUUCUCUGCAAAGUAUUUUGCUUUUAUCGAGCUUACAUCAUUCUCUAGGCAAAGAAUCCUUAAAAAUAGCCCCCAGAUAAGUUUAAAAAGAAGAAAAAGUCUAAGUAGUGAAUUUGGUGGCUUUUAUUUUUGUUCUGAAUAUGAGGUUAUGUGUAAAGUUGUUUUUCUGCCUGUGUUUGUAUGCAUCCUUUGUCCUCUGCUGCCAAGUAAAUGUUACUUCAAACACUACAUUGUAACAUUAUUCCUCUGCGAUAAUAAUAAAUAAAUGGAAUAUAUUGCAGUAA